Molecule: messenger RNA, 2453 nt
Organism: Oncorhynchus kisutch (coho salmon)
Lineage: Eukaryota; Metazoa; Chordata; Actinopteri; Salmoniformes; Salmonidae
Product: cytochrome b ascorbate-dependent protein 3-like
Exons: 6
Coding region: 218-958 (246 amino acids)
Cellular component (GO): lysosomal membrane
Molecular function (GO): oxidoreductase activity
Source: RefSeq, a predicted model, not a curated record
GUUAGGGGAGGGAAAAGACCGUCUAACUCAAUCUUCAUUAGUAAGGAUCUCAGACACAGAUUUUAGGGGAAUGUUCCUGCACUGGAUGGCAAACGAGCAGGGAGCUUUAAUUUGUGUUUCUCUGUAACAUGGGGACUGGCUGAUAAAACAUUUGUGAGAACAGAGAAGGAGGGAAAAGAACAAAACAAGGGCAAAGAACAAUUUCAUCAAAGUAGACAUGAUCUCCUCCACAGUGUUGUUCUAUGGGACCUACGUGUUGUGCCUGUGUCUGGGACUGCUGUGUGUGGUGUUUGUCAGUUACUGGAACAUCGAGUGGCGUGGUGGCUUUGCCUGGGAUGCGUCCUUUCUGCAGUUCAACUGGCAUCCCGUGCUCAUGGUGACUGGCCUGGUAGUCCUGUAUGGGAAUGCGGCUAUCCUAUAUCGCAUCCCCUUUACCUGGAGUCAGAGGAAGCAGCACUGGAAGCUGGUGCACGCUGCUCUGCUGCUGUCCUCCCUGAUCCUGUCCAUCCUUGGGCUGUGUGCUGUGUUUGACUUCCAUACAGGCUACCACAUCCCCAACCUGUAUUCCCUCCACAGCUGGGUGGGCAUCUGCACCGUAGUCCUGUUCACUGCCCAGUGGCUUCUUGGCCUGGUUGGUUUCCUGUCUCCCUGCUCUCCUCUCGGGUUCCGUAAGCUCCUGAAACCAGUUCACGCCUGGAUGGGCAUGGCCAUCUUUAUCCUCAGCCUGGCCUCCUGUCUCUCUGGCAUCAACGAAAAACUGCUCCUUGCUCUCAAUGGCAACAGCAACAGCACCGCAGCCUAUUCCUCACAUCCUGCAGAGGCCUUGUUUGCUAACUUCCUGGGUGUCCUAAUCGUGGCCUUUGGAUUGGUGGUCCUUGGAAUCCUGUCCAACCAGAGGUGGAAUAGGCUGGAGCCAGGGGAGGAGAGCUCUAGAUCAUUGCUUCCGGAGGACAACUGAAGAAGUAGAAGACCUUGGUGUUCUCUUCUUUCUCCCUGCCCUUUUCUAUUUUUGGAUAAUGGAUCAAUUGGAGACAAAGAACACUCUGAUGUUCCCUCCUGUGUCUCAGAACACCAGCUGUGGUAGUAGUUACACGUGACAUAAUGACAUGAUGACUGACAUGCAAUGUUUUUACUCUAUACCGCCUAUAGUAUACGGGAGACUAUGUGCAUUAAAGCCUUAUUGUGUGGUAUAAGCCCUAUAGAAAAGUUUGUAGUCAUUCACACAUCCUUAAAAACAUAGGUGUUGGGCUAAUAAAGAAUACUAGUAUAGAACAAUAAUUCACCACUUUAUUGACAACCUUUUGAACCAAAACUAAUUUUUGUCAGGAAAAAAAAAAACUGAGUGCUCACAUCCCAAAAUAUACACAUUUCACCACAUAUGACCAUUGCUGACAUGAUGCAUGGUGGGUGCAAAAGCAAUUUGUGUGUCUCUAAUAAUGUAAUAACUAUCACAUGUCAGGUAAGACCCAGAUGCAGACAACGUCGAAGUAACAACAGUUUAUUAAUCGAACAGGGGCAGGCUCAGGGCAGGCAGAGGUCGGUUAUCCAGAUAGGUGGGGCAAAGGCACAGGACGGGAGGCAGGCUCAGGGCAGGCAGAGGUCGGUUAUCCAGAUAGGUGGGGCAAAGGCACAGGACGGGAGGCAGGCUCAGGGCAGGCAGAGGUCGGUUAUCCAGAUAGGUGGGGCAAAGGCACAGGACGGGAGGCAGGCUCAGGGCAGGCAGAAUAGUCAACACCGGUACAAAUACACAGGGGAUAAUGGGUAAGAUGGGCGACACCAGGAGGGGGGUGGAGACAAUCACAAAGACAGGUGAAACAUCAGGGUGUGACAAAUAACAAUGAGAUGGGUACAUGUAGUCAUUCCAGAAAAUAAUAUAUAUUUCCAAAAUGACUAAGUAGGUGACCUGGAAGGCAAGACUAAUCAAAGUGACAUAUUCAUGUAGGAAAUGAUCUAUAGGCCCUAUACCAUACAAUUAUUAGGCUGUACAACUGCAUAGUCCAUUCUUAAAAGCUCUUUUAGGGCUUGGAUGCCGCUAGCGGGAUCAAAAUGGACAACAUCCGAUGAAGUUGGAGACGCCAAAUUCAAAUGACAAAAUUGUAAUAUUAAACAUUCAUGAACAUACAAGUGUCUUACAUCAUUUAGAAGCUUAACUUCUCUAGGAUUCUGUUAUACUCACAGACAUUAUUUUAACCAUCUUGGAAACGUCAGAGUGUUUUCUAUCCAAUGCUACCAAUGCUACCGGCCUAGCUUCUGGGCCUGAGUAACAGGCAGUUUACUUUGGGCACGUCAGUCAUCCGGAUAUUCAGGAUACUGCCCUAAGAGGCUGAUUUAAUCAUGCCUGAUCCUGCUCUCUCUGUUAAAACUGUAUCAUAAUAAUGUACUAAAAACACUAUACUCUCUUUGCAAUGAAAAUUGGUCGUGUUUUGUGAAAUGUUUAUUAAAGUUGCCAUAUC